CUCCUCCUCCUCCUCGCCUUCCUCCGGCUCAGCCGCCGCGCCGCCGGGCUGCUCCUGCUUCCUCCUCGGGCGCCCGCGGCGAUGUUCAACCGCGCCGUGAGCCGGCUGAGCAGGAAGCGGCCGCCGUCAGACAUCCAUGACAGCGAUGGCAGUUCCAGCAGCAGCCACCAGAGCCUCAAGAGCACAGCCAAAUGGGCGGCAUCCCUGGAGAAUCUGCUGGAAGACCCAGAAGGCGUGAAAAGAUUUAGGGAAUUUUUAAAAAAGGAAUUCAGUGAAGAAAAUGUUUUGUUUUGGCUAGCAUGCGAAGAUUUUAAGAAAAUGCAAGAUAAGACGCAGAUGCAGGAAAAGGCAAAGGAGAUCUACAUGACCUUUCUGUCCAGCAAGGCCUCAUCACAGGUCAACGUGGAGGGGCAGUCUCGGCUCAACGAGAAGAUCCUGGAAGAACCGCACCCUCUGAUGUUCCAGAAGCUCCAGGACCAGAUCUUUAAUCUCAUGAAGUACGACAGCUACAGCCGCUUCUUAAAGUCUGACUUGUUUUUAAAACACAAGCGAACCGAGGAAGAGGAAGAAGAUUCGCCUGAUGCUCAAACUGCAGCUAAAAGAGCUUCCAGAAUUUAUAACACAUGAGCCCCCAAAAUGCCGGGACUGGCAGCUUUAAGAAGCAACGGAAUUUCCUCUCAGGACCGUGCGGGGUUUAUCAUUGCUUUGUUAUUUGUAAGGACUGAAAUGUACAAAGCCCUUCAAUGGGAUGUGUGUUUUAUUAACUGCUUCACCAGUAAAUUUUGCAUGAUGGCUAAGCUAACAUAAAAAAAGAAUAGUAAUAACUUGGAAGUUUUAGUUCACAAAACAGAGAUUCCUUCAACACUGGA
This is a messenger RNA of Nomascus leucogenys (northern white-cheeked gibbon), 869 nucleotides long. It is a transcript of the gene RGS10, whose product is annotated as regulator of G protein signaling 10. Lineage: Eukaryota; Metazoa; Chordata; Mammalia; Primates; Hylobatidae. Gene Ontology annotation, biological process: regulation of G protein-coupled receptor signaling pathway. The record is from RefSeq and is a predicted model, not a curated record. Gene Ontology annotation, molecular function: GTPase activator activity; G-protein alpha-subunit binding.